AUGAUGUCUUCUAGGAAAGCCUCGGUAGUUACAGCUAGUUCUCUUUUGAGGUUCUGCAAUGGCUGUUAUAUGUCAAGGACUAUCUGCACUGCUGCUGAAAGGUGGGAUUCUCAGUUUUCGAGUGGUUUUAAAACGGAUGUAUCUUCGGGUUACCAGCAUAACCAAGCUGGGUUCUAUCAGCAAAAUACAAGUGGAUCUUAUCGGAAUAAUCAUGCUAGUUCAGAGCAAAGUUCUUAUGGAGCUGGUCGAACUGCAGGUAGAGGUCAGGUAAACAUCACUCGGAAUGUAGUUCCAAAUAAUUUGGCAGAGCAUAACGGAGGUGUCGAUGGGGACUUUGUUCAAAGCAACAUGAAAAUGCAACAUGACGUUGGGGUAGGUGUUGAUAAUUCAAGGGGUUUUAGGAUGCAUCCUAAUACUUUUGAGAAACAUAACUGGACAUCAGAAUCCGUAGAAAAGGUGGAGUAUUCCAAUGCAUGUAGUUUUCCUAGGCCUUUAGAGUAUCAGGGACAUCCAAAAGGGAACGUUACCCAAAACAUUGGUCAUUUUCAGCCGACACGAAAUGACUACUACACGAGUAAUGAAAGGGGUCAACAGAACGUUACCCAAAACAUUGGUCAUUUUCAGCAGACACCAAAUGACUACUACACAAGGAGUAAUCAAAUGGGUCAACAGUACUCCGCUUAUGGACAGUCUCAGCAGAGUGUAGGCGGCCAAUAUCCUCCAAAUUUGAAUUCAGCACAGAAAUCAACGGUUGGAUCUCAUCUAUCGAGUAAUCCAAAACCUGAUGGUGAGUCAGUUGAUGCAUCUAAUAAUAGUCCAUAUAGAGGUACACUUGAGGAACUGGAUAGUUUUUGCAUGGAGGGUAAAGUGAAGGAAGCAGUUGACGUUUUGCAAAUGUUGGAAAAGCUUCAUAUUCAUGUGGAUUUGCAUCGAUGUUUGCAAUUAAUGCACCAAUGUAGGAAGGCUAGGUCUCUUGAGGAGGCAAAAGUUGUACACAGACAUGCGUUGCAACAUUUGUCACCUCUCAACGUCAGCACAUGCAAUGAAAUAUUGGAGAUGUAUUUUGAAUGUGGUUCUGUAGAUGAUGCAGUCAAGGUGUUCAAGAACAUGACUGAGUGCGAUUUGACUACUUGGUAUACUAUGAUAAUGCAGCUUGCGAAGAAUGGGUUUGCAGAAGAUUCAAUUGAUAUAUUUACUCAAUUUAAAAGCUUGGGACUAAAACCUGAUGGCCAACUGUUUAUUGGAGUUUUUGGUGCGUGCAGUAUGCUUGGCGAUAUUAGUGAGGGAAUGCUGCACUUUGAAACCAUGAGUAGGGACUAUGGCAUUGUGCCAACUAUGGCACAUUAUGUCAGUUUAGUAGACAUGAUUGGUAGUAUUGGGCAUCUUGGUGAAGCAUUGGAGUUCAUUGAAAAGAUGCCAAUGGAACCAAGUGUAGAGGUAUGGGAGACUUUGAUGAAUUGUUGCCGAGUUCAUGGAAACACAGAAUUAGGGGAUCGUUGUGCUGAACUAGUCGAGAAGUUGGAUCCUUCUCGUUUGAAUGAGAAAUCAAAAGCUGGCCUUUUACUCGAAGAAACUUCAGACUCAAUAAAAAACAAAGAGCAGAACAAAUUAGCAAGCAAAAAUCUUCUAGAAGUUCGGAGCCGAAUCCAUGAAUAUCGAGCAGGCGAUACUUCCCAUCCAGAAAAUGACAAGAUCUAUGCUUUGCUUAGAGGUUUAAGGGUGCAAAUGAAAGAAGCUGGCUAUAUUGCAGAGACGAAAUAUGUGUUGCAUGACAUAGACCAGGAAGGCAAAGAAGAUGCUCUCCUUGCUCACAGUGAGAGACUUGCUGUUGCUUAUGGUCUCCUCAACAGUUCUGCUCGUUCUCCCAUUAGAGUAAUUAAAAACCUCCGUGUUUGUGGUGAUUGUCAUACUGCUCUAAAGAUUAUUUCUGAUCUUGUGGGAAGAGAACUCAUCAUCCGAGAUGCUAAAAGGUUCCACCAUUUUAAAAAUGGCCUAUGCUCCUGUCGGGAUUAUUGGUGA
Molecule: messenger RNA, 2019 nt
Organism: Lathyrus sativus (Indian pea)
Lineage: Eukaryota; Viridiplantae; Streptophyta; Magnoliopsida; Fabales; Fabaceae
Source: the annotation of a GenBank genome assembly